Drosophila suzukii is the source of this 2091-nucleotide messenger RNA. Lineage: Eukaryota; Metazoa; Arthropoda; Insecta; Diptera; Drosophilidae. The record is from RefSeq and is a predicted model, not a curated record.
AUUACCGGAGUGGCGCCCUCCGCAUUUAUUUCCCCGUAUCUCGACCAUACGGCUUAUCGGGAAUCAAUGAGUGCAUAUCAUUAAGUGUUUGAUACCCUGUAAAAAACAAAACAUAGGAUAUUUGCGGGUUAAUUGAAUGUGCAAAUUCAGGAAACUAUAUAAUGUCAUUUGUGUAUUUUACCUAUCAUUAGAGGUUUGGGAACAUAGUAGUAGUUCGUUUAGAGAAAUGGCAACCAGUGGCUAUCGCUUUGUGGGUUUUCUGGCCAUGAUGAUGGUCAUCAUGGUGGAGGCUGCAGAUAGGGAGGGCUUUCCCGUAUCCAUCAUCCACAUAAACGACCUGCACGCCAGGUUCGAACCCACGGACACCUCCGGCGGCACCUGCGAUGAUGGAGAGGAGUGCAUUGGCGGAUAUCCGCGCACCGUCUACACCGUGAGGAAGCUCCUCCAGGAGCAAGCGGACCUCAAUCCCAUCUACAUCAAUGCCGGCGACAGUUUCCAGGGAACGCUCUGGUACAACAUCGGUCGCUGGAACGUCACCCAGCAGCUCCUGAACAUCCUGCCCGCCGAAGCAAUGACCCUCGGCAAUCACGAGUUCGAUCACGGAGUGGAGGGGCUUGUACCCUUCCUGGAAACAGUGGAGACCAAUAUGCUGGUGGCCAACAUGGACUGCGCCCACGAACCCACCUUGGAGGGCAAGUACAACAAGUCGAUGAUCAUUGAGCGGUCGGGUCGAAAGAUUGGCCUGAUUGGUGUUAUCCUAGAGACGACCUACGAUCUGGCCAAUACCGGCAAGGUGAUCUUUCGAAACGAGAGCGAUACUAUUCGCGAGGAGGCGCAGCUGCUAAAAGCCCAGGGGGCCAACAUCAUCAUCGUGAUCUCACACUGUGGCUACGAUGUGGACCAGGAGAUCGCGGCCAAUGCCGGCGACUGGAUCGACGUCAUCGUGGGCUCCCACUCGCACACCUUCCUCUACACCGGUGAUCCGCCGGGUCCGCACAGCCCCGCCGGCGAUUACCCCACCGAGGUAAUCCACAGCUCCGGCCACCGCGUCCUCAUCGUCCAGGCCUCGGCCUAUGCCCGCUACGUGGGCAACCUGAUCGUCUACUUCGAUGACAACGGCGAUGUCCUGGAUUUCGAGGGCGAUCCGCUCUACAUGGACCAAUCCGUGCCCGAAGAUGAUAUCGUACUGCAGGCGAUGGUGCCGUGGCAAAACGAGAUGGAAUCUUACGCCAACCGGGUCGUGGGCGAAAGUCGGGUUUAUCUCCAGCAGGUCGAGUGCAGCCGUGGAGAGUGCAAUCUGGGGAACUUUUUCACGGAUGCAAUGCUUCAUGCGUUCGUCAAAGAUGCUUCAUCAUCGUCCCUCGAGGACAGUUGGAGUAACGUGACCAUAGCCCUGACUUCGCAGGGCACAUUUCGAGUGCCCAUUUCAGCUGGCAACAUCACCUAUAAGCAACUUUUUGCCAUGUGCCCCUGGCAGAAUCGAUUGGUCGCCCUAACUCUUCGUGGGAAGCACAUUGUGGAGCUUCUGGAGCACGGUGUGGCGCCCAUGAACGUCAGUUCGUUCUCGCCCAGGUCCUCCAGAUUCCUGCAGGUUUCCGGUCUUCGGUUUGCUUUUGAUUUGACCGGUCCCGCUGGUCAGCGCGUCUCCAAUGUCCGAGUUCGGUGCUCCAAGAGCCAAGUGCCCGAGUAUGGACCACUGGCUAUGGAGGAGAGGUACCGCGUGGUGGUCAUGGAAUACCUAGCGAACGGAAAGAAUGGUUUCGGCGUAAUCAGCGAAAACGCAGAGGAUCUUGAGUAACUAUUGCACACAAGGUAAAUUUAAUUUGGACCCCGAAAAACAAAUGGAUUCGCUUUUUCCCAGAAUGGGUCCUUUCGAUUUGGAUGCCUUGAUGGACUACAUAAGCGCCGUGGGACCAAUUACCUCUAGAAUUGAGCAUAGGAUUAAAAAACGUAGCUUUUAUUGACGAAAUAUUUGGUAUUGUUUGUAUUUUUUGGAUUUUUCUUUAGGUAACUCGAUAGGAAACGCAGACGGGUAAUACCCUCUGCAUGUUGCAAAUAAAAUACAUUUUCUUCUCAAAAAAAAUACCGAAA